Fomitopsis serialis is the source of this 594-nucleotide messenger RNA. RefSeq lists its product as uncharacterized. NCBI's taxonomy places the organism in Eukaryota, Fungi, Basidiomycota, Agaricomycetes, Polyporales, Fomitopsidaceae. The coding region runs from base 52 to 411 and encodes 119 amino acids. The record is from RefSeq and is a predicted model, not a curated record. The transcript is spliced from 2 exons.
GUAGCACUUGCGGCUGCCCUGGUCUACCCGUUUUCCAACAAAGUAUCGGCUAUGCAUGUCGCAUUGAGUCACAGACUGAGUGUUGCCAUGUCGCCAGAGAUUCUGAGAACCGGUUGCGACCUGUUCAAUCUGUUCUUCGUAUUCGACCAUUAUACCGACGUGGAGAACGCGGAAGGAUGUCGCAAGAUGGUCGAUGCGGUCGUACAUGCGCUGCAUAUCCACACGACCGCGCCCCGACGGCGAAGUAUCCUAGGAGAGAUCACACCCGAUUCUGGGCGCACGCGAUCGACAGCGGAGCAGUCGGGCGCAUCGCUCAGCGCGUUUCGUGGAUUAUUCACGACUACGUCGAAUCGUCGUCACGAGGCGGCUGACCGCGAUCAGACCUGUACCGGUCCAUCGAUAGUUACUUGAUAUCCGCCGGGAGACGGUCGGUUUCCGUCCUUGUAGCCUCAUGUUGCAAGAGCUGCCCGACGAGGUUGUCUACCAUCCUGCGAUGGCAGAAAUGAGCUUGUGCGUCACGGAUAUGCUGAUCAUAGAUAAUGUAAGUGCCGUAUAUUCCUGCAGUUUACAGGACUUAACGUUCAUGUCCAUUCC